Molecule: messenger RNA, 829 nt
Organism: Penaeus monodon (black tiger shrimp)
Lineage: Eukaryota; Metazoa; Arthropoda; Malacostraca; Decapoda; Penaeidae
Product: guanylate cyclase 32E-like
Exons: 6
Coding region: 26-829 (267 amino acids)
Source: RefSeq, a predicted model, not a curated record
CCCCUCCCCCUCCCCGGGUGGAGACAUGGUCCGCGCCCUUCUGGCAGUGGUGACCGUGUGGGCGGCGCUGGUACACGCCCACACCAAUCACCACGCCCACGGUCACUCCCGCGCGCGCACCCGCACUUUCACUCUGGGAUACCUGACGGGGUCGGAGAGGCUGCCUGACGACCAUGAAUACAACAGGCCAGGACUCAGCAUCUCGGGCGCCAUGACUCUCGCGGUCGAGGAGGUCAACAACUUCCACCCACUGGUCGGAGGUCACAAGCUCAACUUCACAGUGGCAGAAACGUACGGUCAAGAGGACAUCAGCAUCCUGCAGACGGCGAGGCUGUGGAUCUCCAAUAUAUCUGCGUACAUCGGGCCUCAGGAAACAUGUGUUCAUGAGGCGCGCAUGGCAGCUGCUUUCAAUAUUCCCAUGAUAUCUUAUUUUUGCACGCAUCCCGAAACGUCGGAUAAGGUCAACUUCCCGACCUUCGCCAGGACACGGCCGCCCGACACGCAGAUCAGCAAGUCGGUUACGGCCAUUCUCAAGCGUUUUAACUGGAGGAAGGUGACCUUCUUCUACAACAACUCCCCGGAUGAGAACUUCAGUCGUGUGGCGAGGACGAUCGUGAGGACUCUGCCACGCCAUAACAUCACGGUUCUGGCGACGAGAUCCUGGGGCGCCACCUACCACCACCUCUACGAUAAGAACCCCUUCGUGUCCAUGCUGCAGGAGACAUACAAAGAUACCAGGAUUUACGUGGUGCUGGGACAUUACUAUGAGUUCCUGGGCCUCAUGACGAUCAUGGAAGAAAAGGGUCUCUUUUUAAAAUCUCCAGCCUAG